AUGAUGCGUCUUCUUGCUCAGCUUUCAGGUGUUGCUGCCCUUGCAGUGUUGGCGGUUGCUGCUCCGGCUCGCUGGGUUCCCCGAGAUGUAUCCUCUGAUCUGCUUGCUCAGUUGACCCUAUACUCCCAAUGGGCUGGAGCUUCAUAUUGCACCAACAAUAUCAACUCGACCGGCGAUGCACUCUCUUGCGAGGAAGGCAACUGUCCCUUAGUCGAGGCUGCUGAUACAGAAACUCUCUAUGAGUUUGAUAAGUCCUGCAGCUAUGGCAAUGUGGCAGGCUUCCUCGCUGUGGACAGGACAAACCAGCUCCUCGUUGUCUCCUUCCGUGGCAGUCGCACCCUAAGCACCUGGCUCGCGAACAUCAACUUCGAUCUCACAGAUGCCAGCAGCCUAUGCCCUGGCUGCGAAGCGCACGAUGGAUUCCUGCAAUCCUGGGAGACCGUCGCAGACGAUCUCACGGCUAAGAUCGCUGCCGCGCAGGCCACAUACUCGGGCUACACGCUCGUUCUAACCGGCCACAGUUUCGGUGCCGCCGUUGCAGCAUUGGGUGGUACAGCUCUGCGAAACGCGGGAUAUGCUCCAAAUGUGUAUUCGUACGGCCAGCCACGUGUGGGCAACAAGGCAUUGGCUACGUAUAUCACGAACCAGGGUAGUAUCUGGAGAGUUACGCACACCGAGGACCUUGUGCCCAAGUUACCACCUGCGGCUGUUGGAUUCAGCCACUCCAGCCCGGAGUACUGGAUUACCAGCGGCGACGAUGUGCCGGUGACAGCGUCUGAUAUCGAGGUCAUUGAAGGCGUUGGCUCGAGGGAUGGCAAUGCAGGGACGUUGAGUCCUAAUGUCGAUGCACACAGUUGGAAGCAGUACUCUAGCUCGACUUCUCCCUUCCCCACGGUGGAGACUUUUCGAUCUGCCCGAACUGUCCACUUUCACCUCCCCAAUGAACUUGACCACUGGGCAUCGCGCCCUCCAUCCACCAUGUUGUUCGCUCCUAGUGGGCCCCAGGGUCCCCGUCGCCGCAGUCGAUUGAAGGCUAUCUUUAUCACCAUCUUUAUCGUCCUCGCCAUUUACCUGAUAUUCUUCCCUACCAAGGCCACCGUCAAUACCGACACCUAUGCCCAGCAACAUGCAAAGACGGAUGAGCUGGCUCAUCCCGAAUCAAAACACAAGACUAUGGUUGUCGCCAGUAUGAAACAUGACGACACGUCGUGGUUGACCGAGUACUUCCCCGACUGGCCGAAAAGUAUCUACGUGGUGGACGACAAGCACGCGCGAUUGACAGUGACGCGCAACAAAGGGCGAGAGUCGAUGGUAUAUUUGACUUACAUCAUCGAUAAUUACGACAACCUACCAGAGACAAUGCUCUUCAUUCACUCCAAGCGCUAUCAGUGGCACAACGACGACCCAUACUACGACGGCGUGCCUCCCCUCCGCAACUUCCAGAUCCCAUAUCUACAAGAACAAGGAUAUGUCAACCUCCGAUGUGUUUGGACCCUUGGUUGCCCGACAGAGAUCCGUCCUCUGACGGAUACACAUCGCAACGACGUACACGCAGGCGAAUACUUCAAAAAUGGAUUCAUGGAGCUGUUCCCGGGAACCCCAAUCCCCGAGGAGGUGGGCGUGUCCUGCUGUGCGCAAUUUGCCGUUUCCCGGGACAAAGUGCUCGAACGGCCGCUCAGUGACUACGAGCGCUUCCGCACUUGGCUGUUGAACACGCCGUUGCAGGAUGAUCUGAGUGGACGGAUUAUGGAAUAUUCAUGGCAUAUGAUCUUUGGAAAGGAGCCUGUACAUUGCCCUAAUGCAGCAGAAUGCUACUGUAAAGUGUUUGGACUGUGCGAUCUAAACUGCCCGUGGGAGGGCGGCUGCGAUGAUCGCUAUGCCCUGCCACCAUUCUCCUCGCUACCUAAGGGGUGGCCGAAUGUUGGGUGGAAGGGUCAAGCACAGGACACUUCGCAUGGAUUACCUGAAACUUGA
Molecule: messenger RNA, 1974 nt
Organism: Penicillium bovifimosum
Lineage: Eukaryota; Fungi; Ascomycota; Eurotiomycetes; Eurotiales; Aspergillaceae
Product: Lipase class 3
Exons: 8
Coding region: 1-1974 (657 amino acids)
Biological process (GO): lipid catabolic process
Source: RefSeq, a predicted model, not a curated record